This is a messenger RNA of Branchiostoma floridae (Florida lancelet), 1883 nucleotides long. Its product is annotated as proteasome inhibitor PI31 subunit-like. Lineage: Eukaryota; Metazoa; Chordata; Leptocardii; Amphioxiformes; Branchiostomatidae. Gene Ontology annotation, biological process: proteasome-mediated ubiquitin-dependent protein catabolic process. Bases 37 to 927 code for a protein of 296 amino acids. The record is from RefSeq and is a predicted model, not a curated record. The transcript has 8 exons. Gene Ontology annotation, molecular function: proteasome binding; endopeptidase inhibitor activity.
UUUUUGGAUCCUGUGACGUCACACCAAAACAAAAACAUGGCUGUCGCAGCUGGUUUAGAGUUGUUGUACAGUAGUGUUUGUGAGCAGGUUCAGAGCGAACACGAUGCUCUGGUCUGCUUCCUGCACUGGGAAAUGGUACAGUCCGGGUUCAAGUGCGUGGGGAAAGGAGAUGAGGCUCCAGUGAAAGCAAGUAAAGCGAAGAAGUCGGAGCUGUUACCACGGGGCUGGAACAGAACGCAGGACGUGUACGCGCUCAGAUACCAGCCCAGCGAUACAGAGGAGAACUACUUGAUGAAGGCCAUCAAGAUGGAUGACAGCUUGCUUGUACAUGUCAUGAGAGUCAAAGAUGAAAAAGUUGGCAGUCUGACUUUAAACGUGAAGGACUACAUCAACAAAAGUGACCUGCAAGACUUUGAUAGCGUGUACAAGAACGUAGAAUCCCUGGAGGCAGCUUUUCAGUCGGGAAUCGUGGAAGAGUUCAAGCCUCAGAACAGAUCGUCCAACGCCGCCACCAACAGCGAGGAACGAAAGGAAGACAAACCUGGCAGGUCGCAGCGGGCGCCGCGAAUGGCAGACGAUCCAGAUCACGAUCCCUUGCGGAUUGGCCCGCCCAGAAGACCGAGAGAUCCGUACAGACAGGGAAACCCUGAAUGGGGUGAGCCCUCCAGACCAUACCCCAGUGUUGGCACAGGAGACCUGGACCCUUUCAGUGGAGGGAUAGGAGGAGGCAUGUUAAUGGAUCCGAUGAGAUCAGGUUAUCCCAGGGGACCUCUCAACCCCUCUGCUGGGAUCCCUGGCAUGGUGCCCAGGGGUUCAGUCCCACCAGGUGCCAGGUUUGAUCCCAUUGGUCCUGUUACAGGGGGUGCCAUGAGGGGCCCGGAUCCUGACCACCUCCCCCCACCUGGUUUUGACGACAUGUUCAUGUGAUUCACCAAGCUCCUGCAAAUCCUGCUACAACAUGCUAUAACUCUAUUAAAAGGCCAUAAAAACUUCAUUUUGUGAACGAUUAUUCUAGGAUCUUCUAGUGUAGACUGCAAAUCUAAUAUGCAGGACUGUAUGAUUAAAGAAGAAUGAAUCUUCUUUUGCAAUUGUUUUCUUGAAGUUGAAGCUAAUAAGCUUAAAAGAUGAUGUAUUUGUUAGUAAAUACAUAACGUUAAUUAUUUUUUAUGUGGUUACAGAUUCAAUUGCUUGAAGGUUUUGAGAACCAAUUAAAAAGUGUCAUGCUGAAGUUUGGACUUAAGAUAAGCUAGUUCACGGUUUGAAGUAUGUAUGCACAAUGCCAAUGCACUGUUUGUAAUAUUUCAAAGUUGAAUGUUCUUGAAUGAUUUCAAUGAUGUGUUGGUAGGGGUCUUCAACUUCGACAUAUUUCCCACAUUGCAUCUGACACUCAUGUGCAUGAACAUUUGAAAUCAUGAAAUAGCUUAUUGCUAGAAUUGAAUGUACAGUACAUGUCAAACAUGACUAUCUAAUGUUUCUCAUUCAACUCAUUAGAUAAUGUAUUGUUGCAAUACCUAUUAUUUUGCAUGGAAUUUUUUGUUGUUUCACUGAUCUUGAUGGCUUGAACUAUUGUAAAACUGGUUAUUCAUUUAUAAACGUGAUAUAAAAAAUGAAGUCUGAGUGAGAUUCUAGAAUAUUUAAUAUGUAGAAUACUUUAAAUGUACUACAUAUGGCCUUUUCUUUUUCUGCUUUUCAUAUUUCCACUUAAGGUACUCAAAUUUCAACAUUUAUACCAUCAGAAAUUGGUAUAUCAUAUAUGAGUGUUCUUGCAAAAUGUAAUUUAUAAGGACAAAUACAUAUAAUGUUUGAGUGGAAUGUUUAUUCAGUUAGUCAUAGAGUGUUAUAUAUUGUUACAUCUUCAAAUAAAUGGUCGUAUUACCACCCAA